AUGGCAACUCACAUGAACCGACCUCACCAAACUUACCCACCAAUGUAUCACACACCGCAAAGUAACUCCCCGACGUCGGUUGCCUCCCCGGGGGGCGCUGAUCAUCGGUCUGUUUACUCUACUCAGCACCUCCAGCAAGGUAUCUAUGGAUACCCGCAAACAUACUCCCUCCCUCCGUCGCAGCAGAGCCCGUAUCCAUCGGCUCAGCAUAUGACCAGCCAACCGCUACUGAUGUCCCAGCCGGGAGCUACCGCCAUGACACACCAUGCUGGUAUUCCUCAGCAUCAAUCUCCGACCACAAAAUUCCAACAGGCACCUGUUCACAGACCCCAGCAGGCUCCUCAACAACCUCCUCACAGCGCAGGCUUGACACAGCCGCCAGCAAACCACUCAAAUCCGAUUAACAAUAACCACGCUGGCCCAGGUGCCAACAGCGUAAACCCCAGCGCUGCUCCAGGCCCAAUUCCUGCCACAACCCCUUUGGUUGUCAGGCAGGAUAAUAAUGGCGUCCAAUGGAUUGCGUUCGAGUACUCGCGAGAUCGUAUCAAGAUGGAAUACACCAUUCGUUGCGACGUCGAGUCUGUAAAUGUUGACAAUCUUACACCUGAGUUUAAGCAAGAAAACUGUGUCUAUCCGAGGGCAUGCUGUCCAAAGGACCAGUACAGAGGGAACCGUUUGGUCUAUGAAACUGAGUGCAAUACCGUGGGGUGGGCUCUGGCUGAGCUCAACCCUCCACUUCGUGGAAAGCGUGGAUUGAUUCAGCGGGCCGUUGAUAGCUGGCGAAACUCGAACCAAGAUCCUAGACUACGAAGCCGAAGGGUUCGCAGAAUGGCUAAGCUUAACAAUAGAAAAGCAGUCCAUGCUGCUUCUCAGCAAUUGACUGCCGGUUCCCCGGUUCAUGCGGGUCAAAUGCCACUUGGUGUCAAAACGCCAGGUGGUAUGGGACAACCAGGACAAGGUAUGCACGAUGGCAAUUCAGUUGCCGGUAACGGUGAUAUGAAUGGCAUGCUCCGCCCCCAACAUUAUCAAGCUAACUCUCCUUACGUUGGAGUCCAUCCUCAUGCCCACAUGGGUGCUGCAGCCGGACCAAAUUCCAGAACCCCUACCGGGCAUAUUUCUCCUGCUGGAGGUGAAUACACCAACGGCCAUCAUCACCCCCACCAAACAGGACAGUCCCCUGCCGACAACAUGCACGCUCGACAUGUUUACCAACCAUACCCCCCUGCUUAUCCAAGCGAGCCCACAAAUGGUGCAUCCAUGCCCCCUUCCCUGCACGAUGUGAUGGAUGGCAGUCUUGGAAACCCGCAAAUGGGACCUACUGCAACAACCCAAUCCACAACCGUUUCGACGGCAGCCCCUGCAGCUUCCCUCUCUGCUCCUAAGUCAUCGGAGCAGGCUCUCUUCGCUGAUAUCCCAGAACACAAGAGGCGAAAGUUCAUCUUGGUUGAUGAUCCGCACCGAGGUUCGCGAGUCCGUGUUCGUGUGAUGUUGGAUAACGUCGAUAUGGAUGAGAUCCCGGACUCUUACAGGAAGAGCAACAGCGUCUACCCAAGAAGCUAUUACGCGAGACAAAUGCCAUCUCCCGAGGAGAGCUCUGGCACUAUUGUUGGCGACUGCAUCCAAGUUCAGAUGAUGGAUGGUAGCAAUCUUGAUGUCUCAACCCCGCCACCAACAAAGUUGCGCAAGGAUAAGGAAUCCGCAUUGAACGACCUUGGUUAUCGCAUGAGCUGGAGCCAGAGCCGUGUCUUUGCCGGCCGAACAAUGUUCCUACAGAGAGCUUUGGAUGCAUACCGCAAUAAGAUGCGAUGCGCAUUGCUCGCCAACGGCCAGGAUGCGACAGCUGUUGCUCCACACUUGGAAACUCGUGUAGGCAAGAGAAAGUGGAUGGAGAGGUACCGACGAUCCAAGGCUGGCUCUGACCGCGAUUGA
Orbilia oligospora ATCC 24927 is the source of this 1929-nucleotide messenger RNA. RefSeq lists its product as uncharacterized. NCBI's taxonomy places the organism in Eukaryota, Fungi, Ascomycota, Orbiliomycetes, Orbiliales, Orbiliaceae. The transcript is spliced from 2 exons. Bases 1 to 1929 code for a protein of 642 amino acids. The record is from RefSeq and is a predicted model, not a curated record.